AUGAAGUUCACCCUCACAACCCUCGCCCUCACCCUCGCCAGCAUGGGCACCGGCGCCCUCGCCGCCCCCUCCGCCGCAAAAUCCAUGAUGGUCUCCAACACCCAAUGGACCAUCACCUCCCUCAAGCGCGUCUGCAACGCCGCCGACACAAAAUGCACCUGGACCUUCGGCAUCGACACCCCCUCCAAGUCCGCCGACUGCACGUACGUCGUCAACGGCUCCGAGGUCAACGGCGGCCCAUCGAACUGCGGCGACUUCACAAUCACCUCCGGCUGGAGCGGGCAGUUUGGUCCCGAUGCGGGAUUCACGACGCUUUCUGUUGUUGAUAAUGUUGCGCGCCAGAUUGUUUGGCCCGCGUAUACGGAUAAGCAGCUUGACGGGGGGAAGGUUGUCAAGCCGGAUCAGAGUUAUACGCCUGCUGCUUUGCCUUGA
Messenger RNA from Aspergillus mulundensis, 432 nucleotides. RefSeq lists its product as uncharacterized. The coding region runs from base 1 to 432 and encodes 143 amino acids. Lineage: Eukaryota; Fungi; Ascomycota; Eurotiomycetes; Eurotiales; Aspergillaceae. The transcript has a single exon. The record is from RefSeq and is a predicted model, not a curated record.